This is a messenger RNA of Perkinsus marinus ATCC 50983, 1068 nucleotides long. RefSeq names its product paramyosin, putative. The transcript is spliced from 8 exons. The coding region runs from base 1 to 1068 and encodes 355 amino acids. NCBI's taxonomy places the organism in Eukaryota, Perkinsozoa, Perkinsida, Perkinsidae. The record is from RefSeq and is a predicted model, not a curated record.
AUGUCAUCACCACCUACAUCACCGGAGUUGCCCAAGUACGCGGAGAGGGUCGCGGGUUCACGGCCACAGGGAAUGGAAGCUAAACUGGCAGAAGCACUUGAUAACGAGUGGAAGAGGACUGAGGAGUGUCGUGAGAAGGAAAGGGAGAUUUGUGAGCUGCGGAAAAGGUUGAGAGAGUUCGAAAGAGAUAUAGAGCGGGGGCGCUUAUUGGGCAGUGGGGAAAAUGAGGGGGAUGAUGUAAAGCUGAUGAAAGAGAUGAGGAGUCUUGAGGAACAGGUGGACGAGUGGAAGGAUAAGGAGGUGGAGGCGUUGACGAGAGUGAGGGAGUUGGAGGGUGAGAGGGACCGAGCUCUUGAGGAGGCGCGAUGCCUUGAGGAGAAGCUGCAACAAGAGCGGCAGAAAAGGCUGGCUCUCGAAAGGGCUGAGGAGGAGUUGAGAACGCAGUGUAAGCAAUUGGAGAAAAAAAUAUCAGUUUUACGGGAGGAGAACUCAACACUGGAAGAUGAGAAGCAGAUGGCAAUAGAAGGUCACUCGGCGGUUUGCAACAGACUGUAUAAUGUCCAGGCUGAAUUGGAUAGCGCUCUGGAGGAGCUGCGUACGAGGAGGGGAAGGUCCUCGACAACGGGGAUAUGCAGUUUGGAGGCAGAGUUGGAAGGUUCGACGAAGAAGGAGUUGGAGCAGUUGAGGUCAACCGUCCAGAAGUUGCAAAGUGAACUUCGGGCUACUGACAAGGACGCGGUGGCUCGGUUGAAGGCACAGCUUGGAGUUAUGCACAGUUGGAAGAGCACAGCAGAAUCGGCGAGACGACAAGUGUUGGAGACUAUCGCGGAGAGGGACAGGCGAGUGAAGAUGGUGAUGGAAGAGCUACGGUGUCAGGAGGACAGAGUAGAGGUCAAUGCAAGUACGGUGUGUAUGCUCGAGAAGAUGGCUAACACGUCGGAGCAGCAAAGUAUUCGGUUGAGAUGGGCAAUGUCGCAGUUGGAGAAGGAGAAUGAGUGGAUGCGGGAGAAGAUGAAGUCGUUGGAAGAGGAGAUAGACGCAUUACAUGAUCGCAUAUAUUUUAAGUGA